Messenger RNA from Chionomys nivalis (European snow vole), 1018 nucleotides. Its product is annotated as serine/threonine-protein phosphatase 2A catalytic subunit beta isoform-like. Gene Ontology annotation, molecular function: protein serine/threonine phosphatase activity. Gene Ontology annotation, cellular component: cytosol. The record is from RefSeq and is a predicted model, not a curated record. The transcript has a single exon. Gene Ontology annotation, biological process: mitotic cell cycle; peptidyl-serine dephosphorylation. Bases 21 to 920 code for a protein of 299 amino acids. Lineage: Eukaryota; Metazoa; Chordata; Mammalia; Rodentia; Cricetidae.
GGGACGCGCGGCACUCCGCCAUGGACGACAAGGCCUUCACCAAGGAGCUGGACCAGUGGGUGGAGCAGCUGAAGGAGUGUAAGCAGCUGAAGGAGAACCAAGUGCGGACGCUCUGCGAGAAGGCUAAGGAAAUUUUAACAAAAGAAUCAAAUGUACAAGAGGUCCGCUGUCCUGUUACUGUCUGUGGAGAUGUGCAUGGCCAAUUCCAUGACCUUAUGGAACUCUUCAGAAUUGGUGGGAAAUCACCAGAUACAAACUAUCUAUUCAUGGGUGUCUACGUAGACAGAGGUUAUUAUUCUGUGGAGACUGUGACUCUGCUUGUAGCAUUAAAGGUGCGCUAUCCAGAGCGCAUUACAAUAUUGCGAGGAAAUCAUGAAAGCCGACAGAUCACCCAAGUGUAUGGCUUUUAUGAUGAAUGUCUGCGAAAGUAUGGGAAUGCCAAUGUGUGGAAAUACUUUACAGAUCUCUUCGACUAUCUUACACUUAAAGCUUUAGUGGAUGGACAGAUAUUCUGCCUCCAUGGUGGCCUGUCUCCAUCCAUAGAUACACUGGAUCAUAUAAGAGCCCUGGAUCGUUUACAAGAAGUUCCACAUGAGGGCCCAAUGUGUGAUCUCUUAUGGUCAGAUCCAGAUGACCGUGGUGGAUGGGGCAUUUCACCACGUGGUGCUGGCUAUACCUUUGGACAAGAUAUUUCUGAAACAUUUAACCAUGCCAAUGGUCUCACACUGGUGUCUCGCGCUCACCAGCUUGUAAUGGAAGGUUAUAAUUGGUGCCAUGAUCGGAAUGUGGUUACCAUUUUUAGUGCGCCCAAUUACUGCUACCGCUGUGGAAAUCAGGCUGCUAUCAUGGAAUUAGAUGACACUUUAAAAUAUUCUUUCUUCAGUUUGACCCAGCACCUCGUCGUGGAGAGCCUCAUGUGACCCGGCGUACCCGACUACUUCCUAUAAAUUCCUCCCCAGGGCCUUUCUUUGUAUGUGGAAGUAUACCUGGCUUUUUAAAAUAUAUAUAUACAUAUAUA